Molecule: messenger RNA, 812 nt
Organism: Colletotrichum navitas
Lineage: Eukaryota; Fungi; Ascomycota; Sordariomycetes; Glomerellales; Glomerellaceae
Exons: 1
Coding region: 47-520 (157 amino acids)
Source: RefSeq, a predicted model, not a curated record
CGCGCGAGAGGAAGAAGCGUCGGUCCACGGUCAAAGCAACUUGGCGAUGAUCAUCGCGCCAUCCGCUUUGAGGGUUGAUGAGCACAAUACGGAUACUACCGGCUGCUUCGCCUCUGCUAGCACGGCAAGGGAGCGAGGACUCCAAAGGCCUCCCACGCCAAUCGUCAAGGAGCGUAAUAACGUGUGUGGAAAUCCCAGCUCAACAAGGAAAACGGACACUGGUCAAGCGGAAGACAGAACGUACGUUUGGAUGAGAUGCAUCGGCCGCGGUGCACGCAACCAUCCGUCCGUCACUCCGGGCCGAAGUAGAACGCGGGGGAGGCGGAUGGGGCUGCCUGGAUUGCCCAGCACAACCACGGAUGUCUCGUCCCCCGGCCUUGCGCAUGCCAAUGGGAUAAGAGCCACAAGUUCUUGGUGUUUUGGAUUUUUUCCCCCUUCCUCUGCCGCUAAGUCCAUUCUCGCCUCUCCUGAGCGCGCUCGCCCGGCACGGCGGUGGCUGUGCGAGGCGCGCGUUCUAUAGGUCCUGGCACGAGGGGGAAAGAUGAACAAAGGGGGGCGGGGGGCGAAUAGAUGGCCUGGUAGAGGUACGGGUUUCCCCUUCUCAGCCCAUCUUCGUAGUUACUUUGUAUUAGGCAUACUGCUUUCUCUGCGAGGCUUUUGCUUGCGGGAUAAUACCUCGAGGAAGCCAUCUCACUGUACCCGGGCGUGCAUGCAGAUCGAAGAUCGCCCAUGAUGGCAGGCCGCAUACCGCAGCUCGCGAAUCCGAAGGAGGGGAGGCAUCAGCCCAUUCCUAAGCCACACACGGCGCAGGG